GGUGGUUGGUAUAUCUCAAUAACGCAAAGGAGACUUGCAACGACUCUCCGGCUCGUCCAUAGAUCCUCUAGAUUCUUAUCUCUUUCCUCAUCGACCAGUAUACUUAGCUCCUGUGGAUGGAGAGGAGGAACUCAUCGAAUAGAACAACGAUGUGGAUGACCGACAAAGGUGAUGUCAAGAAGCCGCUGGGGGCUGAAUUCGAGGUGUUCUUGAAUUUUAGAGGACCUGACACCCGCCAGACUUUUGCUGAUUGUCUAUAUCACUUCAUGGACAUAGCUGGGAUUCGUGUUUUCAGAGACGACGAAGAGAUCAGAAACGGUGAAGCAAUCGUAGGCGAACUGGAGCGUGCGAUCAAGAGCUCUUUAAUCUGUAUACCCAUCUUCUCUAGAAACUACGCGUCCAGUGCGUGGUGUCUUCGCGAGCUUGCAAUCAUGGUGGAUUGCAAAGCGAUGAUCCUGCCGGUUUUCUUUGACGUGAAUCCUGGCGAUGUCAAGCUCAGAACCGAGCUGUACCACGGCGCUCUGCAGAAGCACGAGGAGAAGUUCGGCAGCGAUACAGUGCAGCGAUGGAAGGAGGCUCUGGGGAAGGUCGCUCGGAUGAAAGGAUGGAAUAUCAAAGAUAGAGGGUACCAUGGUGAACUCAUUAGACAAAUUGUUGCUGAGGUUUUGAACAAGCUGAACAACAGAGACAAAAAUCUACCCAAUCAUUUGGUCGGAAUUCAGGAUUGUGUUGAAGAGGUCAUGCGCUUGUUAGAUGAAGGUUCUCCUGAUGUUCAUUAUCUAGUAAUCCACGGAAUGGGGGGCAUUGGUAAAACGACUCUUGCUAAAGUUGUCUUUAACCACAUUUAUUGUCGGUUUGAUGGAUGUAGCUUCCUUUCCGAUGUUCGAGAAGCUUCAAAGGGCGGCAAAGUCGUUCAAUUGCAAAAACAAUUAUUGUCAGAAAUUCUCAAUUCCAAAUCAGUAGAAAUUUCUGACUCUGAUGCAGGGAUUAAUCAGAUUAAAAGAAGAUUCCGCUACAAGAAAGUCCUUAUUGUCCUUGAUGACCUAGAUGAGUGGGACCAGCUCUCAAAACUUGCAGAAAAGCGUGAUUGGUUUGGUCAAGGGAGCAGAAUUAUUAUUACGACGAGGAACACCAACUUUCUGCCUAUCGAAGAGGAGAACCGAGAAAAUGGUGUCCAAACAUGUUUUGAAGAGUUUAAAAUCUAUGGAAUGAGAGAAUUGUCCCAUCGCCAUGCUCUUCGGCUUUUCAGUAGCCAUGCUUUUAGAAUGGAUUCUCCUCCACAUGAUUAUUAUCAUACUUCUCGCGAUAUAAUUCGCAAAACCGGUGGACUUCCUUUGGCUGUUGAAGUCAUCGGUUCCUCUCUUUGUGGCAAAAGCAUAUCACUUUGGAAAGCCACGUUGAAGAAACUAAAUUUAAUUCCCAAUCAAGAUGUCCAUCACAAAUUAAAGAUCAGUUUUGAAAUGCUGGGGGAUGCACAAAAAGAAAUUUUUCUUGAUGUUGCGUGUUACUUUAUCGGUAAGGAAAAAAUCCAUCCACACUAUAUGUGGAAAGCGAUGGACUUUUACCCAAAAGUCGAGAUCUAUGUCCUUUCCCGAAUGUCUUUGAUAAAGGUUAAUGGUGACAGAUUGUUGAUGCAUGAUCUACUUAGAGACCUUGGCAGAGAAAUUGUUCGACAAGAAAAUAAGGUUCUUGAGAAGCGUAGUAGACUAUGGUCUCCCAAGGAUGCGUUGGACGUACUGCAGAAUAGAAAGGGAACAGAGAACAUCACAGCACUCAAACUAAUCGGACUUCCAAAAGAGCACGACUUUACAAGUGAAGAGUUUUCGUGGUUACCUAACUUAAGGUUGUUGGAAUUAGAGGGGGGGAACUUGAUAGGAGAUUUUAAGAAUCUUCUCUCGAGUUUAAAAUGGCUCUCUUGGUGUCGCUGCCCUUUAUACUUGCAGGCGGUCAAUCUGCGUUUACAGAAUUUAGUCGUGCUCAAGCUUUCGAACAGCGAAAUCCCAGAGAACUGGAAUGGAUGGGGCCCAUGCUUGGAGAGUCAUGACUUGAAAACUAUACAUCUCAUGAGAUGCCAUCUAUCGACUGCUCCUGACUUCUCAACGUGCUUGAAUUUGAGGAUACUGGUUUUUGCUGAACAUUGUCCAGAGUCACCACAAAUCGGUAGCUCCAUUGGUAAGCUAGAGCACCUAAAGCGCUUGGAAAUAAUUGCAGGCGGAGUUCAUCCGUCAAAUUUGUCUGGAUGCCCCUCUUUUGACCUGCGCGUAAUGCCUUCUGAAAUAUGCUGCCUAAAGCACCUGUCAAGUCUAAAGUUAGAGGGGCAGCGUAUACGAGAGCUUCAUCCAUCUAUUGGAGACAUAGUGGGCUUAACAUGCUUGUCUUUAGUGGAUUGUUAUCGGCUUAGAAAGCUUCCAGACUCCAUUGGAAAAUUGACAUCGUUGCUUGUAUUGAAUUUGUUCAAUACAAGAAUCAGAAAUUUACCCGAUUCUGUUGGAGAUCUCAAAAGAUUAGAGAAACUGUAUAUGGGAUGCACUCGGAUAAGGGAGCUACCUCGGUCCAUUGGAGAACUAGAAUCAUUACUUGACUUGGACUUGCAGUUUUCAGCGAUUAUAGCAUUGCCUGCUUCCAUUGGAUAUCUUAAAAGACUGAAGCGCUUAAAUAUGGCUUGCAGCAAGAUGAGAGAGUUACCUAAUUCUAUUGGAGAUCUCAAAAGAUUGAAGGAAAUGAACCUGGCAUACACUCAUAUAAGGGAGCUACCAAGCUCCAUCGGAGGACUAGAAUCAUUGCUUUACUUAUGCUUGUACUGUACAAAGAUUACAGAUCUGCCUGCUUCUAUUGGAUAUCUCAGAAGGCUGAAGAACUUAACUACGUAUGGGAGUAAGCUAAGAAGGCUACCGAAGGCCAUAUGUACUUUGGAGAAUCUUCAAAGGUUGACAUACCAUGAUCGUAGUAAUGUAGAUAUUACAUGGCCUCCUCUGCUUAGGGACCUUGACAUAUUUUGCGAUGAUCCUCGAUCUCUCCCAAGGCUUCCUCUAGGUCUUCGUUCUUUGGAAUUAAAUGGUGUCAAGUCACCGAUGGAACUACCCCUCCUCCCCGAAUUGAGAUAUUUGCCUGAGUUAACACUCUCUAGAUGGGGAUUGAGAGAGAUGGAGUUUAAACAGCUAGAGAAUCUCCAUCGUUUAGAAGUGAGUCACUGUAAAUCGCUGGUGAGGCUAUCGGGUCUAUCAAGCUUAGGGAAGCUCAAGAAUCUGCGUAUCACGUCGUGCUCACAGCUAAUCGAGAUUCGAAAUUUGGAAGAAAUGGAAUCGUUGGAGGAAUUAAGUAUUGCGAUGUGCAGCUCUAUAGAAAGGUUGCCUGAUCUAUCAAAACUCCAUAAGUUGCGAAGUUUGCACGUAAACGAUUGUAAUUCACUGCAAGGUUUGCCUGAUUUACCAAACUUUUUGGAAGAAUUAUCUAUUGAGAAUUGGAGCUCUAUAGGAAGGUUACCUGAUCUAUCAAUGCUAUAUAAGUUGCGGAUUUUAAACCUCCUUCACUGUGAGUCACUGCAGAGGUUGCCUGAUAUACCAAACUCAUGUGAUCUCUACGUUCAUGCAUGCCCAAAGUUAGGUGAGUCCCGUGAGGAUUUUGGAUUUUGCUGUCACUGUGCAAAUUCCAACCCGCGCCUGUCUUUAAGGCGGCGAAGGAUGAUUCGUUGGCACUUGCUGGUUCUCAUGAUGGAUCCUCUGCAAACGACGACGGAGAAACUAAGGGAAGCUUCUCCAUUCACCGUAAGAUCUGUGAGUUACCAUUCUUCUGAUUUCCUUUGUUGGACAUUGGUUCCUUCUCUCAGAUAUUGACUUGGUUAUAAUUAUUAUUACUAUCGGAUUCGUGAAGAUGGAUUUCAGAUUCUUGAUCAAUACUAAACUCGGGAAUACCGAAUAUCCCUUCGUGGAAUCUCCCCAAAGAAGUUUCCAAAGACUUUUGUGAAGUAUGACAAUCUUGGACAUCCAUUGUAAUUGUAUCAUUGAAACUUGUGUUUUUCUCUUUCCUUAUGUUCUGAUUUGAUAGUUUUCUUUGCCAUUGAUAGGGUGUUCGGACAUCGUUAUUUGUUAAGGACUUUGCUCCUAAGGUAAAAGUCACCGCCCAAAUUUUACAAAUCUUGUACAUUUUCUCAACCUACAUGACAGAAAUUUAUUGUGGGUUUGUCAAAUAAUGUGUGCAGUGGGAUCCUCCAACUUUGGAAGAAGUAAGCAAGGGGAUGGUAGAUUUUUAUGUCUCCCCACUUAUAUCUGAGCCUGAUCUAGAGCUGCUCACAGCCUUGCAAGAACCCUCUCUGUACGACAGAUGCACGAAUUCUCUUUUGUCGGUUUACUCGUGAACUGUGUGAUUUAAUUCCGAGCCUAUCACAAUCCUGCAAAAAGUGAUGCCCGAUUAUGCUUGAGAAUAUAUUCCUAUUAUACUCUGCAGAUUUUCGGUUCUCUCUCGCUUGUGAUCCGCCUCUUCUUGAAAUGAACCACGGUAAAUAACCAAUCAUUGAAAUGAUGUUGCACUUGUCGAGUUGAUUCUUAUCAAUAGAGAGAAGAAAAUAUUCUUGGGAAUUUUUUGGAAGUUCAAUUUUUUGUUUUGUCGUUAAUAUUUUUCAGCAUUAUGACACA
Messenger RNA from Rhodamnia argentea, 4631 nucleotides. RefSeq names its product disease resistance protein RUN1-like. Bases 117 to 3833 code for a protein of 1238 amino acids. Gene Ontology annotation, biological process: defense response; signal transduction. Gene Ontology annotation, molecular function: ADP binding. The transcript is spliced from 5 exons. Lineage: Eukaryota; Viridiplantae; Streptophyta; Magnoliopsida; Myrtales; Myrtaceae. The record is from RefSeq and is a predicted model, not a curated record.